AUGGGUAGCUUCACUUUCUCUCUUCUUCGCUUUCUUUUUUUGCUUUUUCUUCUCAAUUCUCUACACAAAAGUUCUGCCUUUCAGAGACCAAAACAAAGCAACCAUUUCCACAUAGUUGAACUCAAUUCUUUGCUCGCAGCCUCCACUUGCAACCGAAAUACCACAGACUCAACCCCAGAGGAGUAUCUGGAAUUGGUUCACAAAUACGGACCCUGCUCUAAAAGCAAGCAUGGCAAAGCAAAAGCUCCAAAUGUACGUAAGAUCCUUGAAGGGGACCAAACAAGACCGAACUUGAAGCAACAUAGGAAGAACCAAAUUGGAGUGAAGUGGGAUGGUGGCAUAAAUCAAGAAUACGUUGUAAAUGUUGGUUUGGGAACCCCUAAAAGGGUGUUCACACUAAUGAUGGAUACCGGUAGCAGUCUCCUAUGGACUCAAUGUCAACCGUGUAAGCUGGGAAGACAAGGUUGUGACAAGCAAAUUCAUCCAUACUUUGAUCCAUCAAAAUCUUCCACUUAUGCCAACAUUACAUGUCCCACUCACACCUGUAGUCAGGCCAAUACUACGUUAGGGUUUACAACUUGCAUUUCCUCAACGUGCUUGUACGAGGCAGCUUACGUAGACGGAUCAGGAGUGGCUGGAUUUCUAGCCAAAGAAAGGCUUAGUGUAGGUUACGACACCUUCAACGACAUCAUCUUUGGGUGUAUAGAGGCCAACAUUAAUAACACCCUCGUCGACGUUGAUGGCAUAAUUGGGCUUGGCCAAGAUUAUGUAUCAUUUCUGGAACAAACGACCCAAACAUAUCACCGAGUUUUUUCAUACUGUCUCCCAACAAAAACAAGUGACAUCGGUUUUCUCAAAUUUGGUAAGUCUAAGACAGUUUCGAACUCUUUAAUGUACACACAACUGGGAUCAGGUUAUGCCAUUCCCCUUGUUGGAAUAAUUCUUGGUGGCACCAAACUUCCCAUUGCUUUUAAGAAGGGUGCUGCAAGCAUUGAUUCUGGUUCCUCCAUUUCCGCGUUACCUUCCAAGGAUUAUAUUACUUUGCGAGAUGCAUACCGAAAAGCGAUGCCCCAUUAUCGAUUGGUUAAACCUCCUAAGGAUUAUGAAAUUUUGGACACGUGUUAUUUUGUUGAUGAUCAUCGUAAACUUAAAUUUCCCAAAAUGAGUUUUUUGUUUAAAGAUGGUCUUGUUUUAGAUAUACCACACGUUGGUAUUGCUUUCCCAGUCAACUCCACCGUCGUUUGUUUGCCGUUUACAGUGAUUCCUGGAGGUGGAGACGAUGUGCUUUUUGGAAACGCGCAGCAGAAAACGUUGGAGAUAGUGUAUGAUGUAGCUGGAGGAAAAAUUGGUUUUGGUUACGAUGGUUGCAAAUAG
This is a messenger RNA of Abrus precatorius (Indian licorice), 1374 nucleotides long. Its product is annotated as aspartyl protease family protein At5g10770-like. Lineage: Eukaryota; Viridiplantae; Streptophyta; Magnoliopsida; Fabales; Fabaceae. Gene Ontology annotation, molecular function: aspartic-type endopeptidase activity. The transcript has 3 exons. Bases 1 to 1374 code for a protein of 457 amino acids. Gene Ontology annotation, biological process: proteolysis. The record is from RefSeq and is a predicted model, not a curated record.